Molecule: messenger RNA, 1636 nt
Organism: Salvia miltiorrhiza (redroot sage)
Lineage: Eukaryota; Viridiplantae; Streptophyta; Magnoliopsida; Lamiales; Lamiaceae
Product: cytosolic Fe-S cluster assembly factor NBP35
Exons: 3
Coding region: 284-1363 (359 amino acids)
Biological process (GO): iron-sulfur cluster assembly
Cellular component (GO): cytosol
Molecular function (GO): ATP-dependent FeS chaperone activity; ATP binding; 4 iron, 4 sulfur cluster binding
Source: RefSeq, a predicted model, not a curated record
UCUUUUUGCCCUUUUUCUCUGAUAAAUGAUGACCUUUUCUUUUAGGAAAUUUUUUCUGAAACAGCUUUUCGUAUAAGAAAUUAAAUGAUGAUUUUUUAAACCUCACAAUAAAAAGAUUAACAAACGAAAAGUGUUGCAAACCCCACAAAAGAAGAAAAGUCUGACUUUGGCGGCCUUCUCUCUCUAGGGUUUUUGAGAGCUUAAUUUCUCUCUCUUUAGCAAAUCUUUGGACCGAAAUACUUCGCAGGAACUCGUCGCCGGCAGCUCGUGAGGAGUUAGAGACAUGGAAAACGGAGGCUACGAAGUACCUGAAAACGCCAAUGAAGAUUGCCCAGGAACGGAGUCGGAAUCGGCUGGCAAAUCCGAAGCUUGCGCGGGAUGCCCUAAUCAGGAAGCUUGUGCUACUGCUCCCAAAGGACCCGAUCCAGACUUGGUCACUAUCGUUGAAAGAAUGGCAACAGUUAAACACAAAAUACUAGUAUUGUCUGGAAAGGGUGGUGUUGGGAAGAGUACAGUUUCAGCUCAAUUAUCUUUUGCCCUGGCAGCUAUGGAUUUCCAGGUGGGCCUUCUUGAUAUUGAUAUAUGUGGUCCAAGCAUCCCAAAGAUGCUCGGGCUUGAGGGACAAGAGAUCCACCAAAGCAACCUUGGAUGGUCCCCCGUUUAUGUCGAGUCCAACCUUGGAGUCAUGUCAAUUGGAUUCAUGCUUCCCAACCCUGAUGAUGCUGUAAUAUGGAGAGGUCCUCGAAAGAAUGGAAUCAUCAAGCAAUUUCUGAAGGAUGUCUACUGGGGGGAUCUGGAUUUUCUUGUAGUUGAUGCACCACCUGGGACCUCAGACGAGCAUAUUUCUAUCGUUCAGUUUCUCCAAGCAACUGGAAUAGAUGGAGCCAUAAUAGUUACUACUCCUCAGCAGGUGUCUCUUAUUGAUGUAAGGAAAGAAGUGAGUUUCUGUAAGAAGGUUGGGUUGCAGGUUCUUGGAGUUGUCGAGAACAUGAGUGGUCUAUGCCAACCCAUGUCAGAUCUCAAAUUCCUAAAUAUAACCGAAACUGGUGAACAAAAAGACAUGACGGAGUGGGUUCUUCAAUACAUGAGAGAGAAAGUCCCAGAAAUGCUAAAUUUGGUUGCUUUUAGUGAAGUGUUUGAUACUAGUGCUGGUGGUGGUGCUAAAAUGUGUAUGGAUAUGGGUGUUCCUUUCCUCGGGAAAGUUCCUCUAGAUCCUCAGCUAUGUAAAGCCGCCGAAGAAGGAAGAUCUUGCUUUGAUGAUGGUAAAUGCAGCGUAAGUGCCCCUGCGUUGAAAACCAUCAUAGAGAAGUUGUUGUCAGAACUAAAGGUAUCGAGACCGGAAAUAAUGGAGGGUGGAGCUUAAUUGUAUUACACAUUUGUUUAAAUAUGCCAUACUCUGCUCACCUUGAUUCUGAUUUCUAUUUAAAGCUAUCGUUCACAACACAUCUCCACACCUCCAUAUUUUUGUGUUGAGGCGUCUCAGUUUUACAGAUUGAUUACUAGGCUUAGUUGAGUGAUGAUUAUUUAUGAAACUGUUGCAUUUCAGCACGGUAUUAUGAUGUUAAUGUAUAGUAUUAUGUUGUUUGAGUAGUAAUAUUUGAGGCCUAUCAUAUCUAUAUAUUUGUCGUCUUGUUUC